UUGGAAUUUGAAUCUCCGGCGCGAACGACGCUGCCAGGAAGCCUGGAACCCUGGGUCAGGCAUGGAGAGCCCAGACUCGGUCUCGCGCUGCCCGGUGCGACAGCAGCGUGCUCGUUGGGAACGGAAACGUGUCUGCACCGCUCGGGAGCUGCUGGAGACCGAGCGGCGCUACCAGGAGCAACUGGGGCUGGUGGCCACGUACUUCCUGGGAAUCCUGAAAGCCAAGGGGACACUACGACCACCAGAGCGCCAGACUCUGUUUGGGACCUGGGAGCGCAUCUAUGCUGCUAGCCUAGAGCUGCUUCCCUACUUGGAAGAGGGACACUGGGGGCCGGGACUAGAGGGCUUCUGCUCGCACCUGGAGCUCUACACCCAGUUUGCUGCCAAUGCUCAGAGUGCCCAGACCACCCUUCGGGAGCUGCUAAAGAAGAAUAAACGUUUUCGGAGGUUUGUGCAGCUUCAGGAAGGCCGCCCUGAAUUUAGGGGUCUUAAGCUUCAGGACCUGCUCCCUCUGCCUCUGCAGCGACUCCAGCAGUAUGAGAAUCUCGUGGUGGCUUUGGCUGAAAACACAGUUCCCAACAGCCCUGACUGCCAGCAGCUCACACGGGCUGCCCGCCGGGUGACUGAGACUGCCCAGAGAGUCCAUGCCAUUGGCCAGACCCAGAAGAAUGACCAGCACCUCCUGCGUGUCCAGGCUCUCCUCAGUGGACGCAAGGCAAAAGGGCUCACUUCAGGACGAUGGUUCCUACGGCAGGGCUGGCUUUUAGUGGUGCCUCCCACCGGGGAGCCUCGGCCCCGCAUGUUCUUCCUCUUCUCUGAUGUGCUCCUCAUGACCAAGCCUCGACCCCCAUUGCACCUGCUCAAGAGUGGCACCUUUGUCUGCAAAGCCCUGUACCCUAUGUCCCAGUGCCAGCUUAACAGGGUCUUUGGCCACUCGGGAGGAACUUGUGGAGGUUUGCUCAGUCUGUCCUUCCCUGAUGAGAAGCUACUGCUUAUGUCCACUGACCACGAGGAGAUGUCACAAUGGUACCACAGCCUGGCUGUGGCUAUCAGAAGCCAGAAGAGCUAGAUUCACAGACAUGUCCGACCUUCCUGCAACAUGACACCGUCAUCUACAAAUGUGCUGGGCCACAUUCUUGGCUAUCCUGGGAUAUAUGUGGCAGUUGGGCAUGCCCGAAGAGAAUUGUAAAAUUCCAGAACUUGGUAUACUCAGGGAUAGGGCAGAGCCAAGAACAAAAGGGAAUCUAUUUCAGCUCUGGAACCAGAACCCUCCAUGGGUUGACACAGACCAUUUAACUAGCUUAUCAGAAAGCAAGCUGUGGAUGGCGGCGCAUGACUUUAAUCCUUACGCUUAAAAGGCAGAGGCAGGCUGAUCUCUGCGUUCGAGGCCAGCCUUAUGUACAGAGCGAAUUCUAGGACAUUCAGGGCUACACGGAGAAACCCUGUCUUGUUUUAAAAACAAAACAAGAAUCAGAAAGCAGGCUUCAACCUAGCUGAGCCCCAACUGACUCAGCUCCUUUAACACCAAGCCACUGGGUUUAUUCAAUUUGCGGCUUUGUAAAGGAGGCCAUUUUUGUUAUCUGUGGUUUCUUGUUUUAUUUUUGAGGCAGGGUCUUACUAUGUGAUCCAGGCUGCCUAUGCACUUGAAUUCCUCCUGCCUCAGCCUUUCAGUGUUGGGUUUACAGGUGUAUGCUGCCACACCUGGUUACUGUAUAUAGUGUCUUUUCUUGAGACAAGGUUUCAUGUAGCCCAGGCUGGCCUUGGACUCCAGAUCUUCCUGAACUACCUCUUAUGUUCUAUAAUUUAUUUCCCCACUGGAUUUUAAUACAGUGCUACUUUGUUUUAAUAAAGUGCUGUUUUGUUGUA
This is a messenger RNA of Mesocricetus auratus (golden hamster), 1866 nucleotides long. It is a transcript of the gene Arhgef39, whose product is annotated as Rho guanine nucleotide exchange factor 39. Gene Ontology annotation, molecular function: guanyl-nucleotide exchange factor activity. NCBI's taxonomy places the organism in Eukaryota, Metazoa, Chordata, Mammalia, Rodentia, Cricetidae. The record is from RefSeq and is a predicted model, not a curated record. Gene Ontology annotation, biological process: positive regulation of cell migration. The transcript is spliced from 9 exons. Bases 62 to 1069 code for a protein of 335 amino acids. Gene Ontology annotation, cellular component: plasma membrane.